Messenger RNA from Mugil cephalus (flathead mullet), 3361 nucleotides. RefSeq names its product solute carrier family 25 member 29. Gene Ontology annotation, molecular function: high-affinity L-arginine transmembrane transporter activity. Gene Ontology annotation, biological process: mitochondrial L-ornithine transmembrane transport. NCBI's taxonomy places the organism in Eukaryota, Metazoa, Chordata, Actinopteri, Mugiliformes, Mugilidae. The coding region runs from base 376 to 1302 and encodes 308 amino acids. Gene Ontology annotation, cellular component: mitochondrion. The record is from RefSeq and is a predicted model, not a curated record. The transcript has 4 exons.
CCCGCCACAGAAAUAAUAAACGUCUAUGAUAAAGACGGCACAGAGGGAGCCCGCAUUGACUGUAAACAGUUCAUAGAGGGCGUGUGUGUCAACAGGGAAGGUUUAUGACAACAUAGAGCGAGCUAAAUAACCGAUCAGAGUAAAUAUAUUUGUCGGUUUUUGGAGGUCGUUGAGCAGGAGUCGUAGCUAGCUAGCCAAUUCUAGCUAACACAGUGUCAUUUAGCGUUGGCUCAUCAGCUCCAUUAAAACAGCCAGUAGGUACAGUUACUGUCAGGUGACCCUCUGGGUAAACGGUGUGUGGGGAAAAAGUGCGUUUCGUAGAGCCUCCUCUGUUGGAGAAGACGUCGGUCAGAUAAGUGACGUUGAGGAUCGGUGAUGGACUUCGUUGCAGGAUGCAUCGGAGGUGCUGCUGGAGUCUUGGUUGGACACCCAUUUGACACAGUGAAGGUGAGACUGCAGGUUCAGAGUGUUGAUAAGCCUCUGUACCGUGGGACCUUACACUGUUUCCAGUCCAUCAUACGCCAGGAGUCGUUAUUUGGUUUGUAUAAAGGCAUUGGAUCCCCCAUGAUGGGCCUGACAUUCAUCAAUGCGAUAGUGUUUGGCGUCCAGGGAAACACCAUGCGCCUGCUGGGACACGACACCCCAACAAACCAGUUCUUGGCCGGUGCAGCGGCAGGUGCCAUCCAGUGUGUCAUCUGCUGCCCCAUGGAGCUGGCCAAAACCCGCAUGCAAAUGCAGGGUACCGGAGAGAAGAAGUCUACUAGGAAGCUGUAUAAAAAUUCCCUUGACUGCUUAGUACGCAUCUACAACCGCGAGGGUCUGCGGGGUGUGAACAGAGGUAUGGUUACCACGCUCAUCCGCGAAACGCCUGGCUUCGGAGUGUACUUCCUGGCUUAUGAUGUGCUGACUCGCAGCCUUGGCUGUGAGCCCGACGACCGCUACAUGAUCCCCAAACUGCUGUUCGCCGGGGGCAUGGCCGGCAUCGCCUCCUGGCUCUCCACCUACCCCGUGGACGUGAUCAAAUCGCGACUCCAAGCGGACGGGGUGGGCGGAGUCAACCAGUACAGCAGCAUCGCUGACUGCGUGCGGCAGAGUGUCCGGAGGGAGGGCUACAUGGUGUUCACGAGAGGCCUCACUUCCACGCUGCUACGAGCCUUCCCUGUGAACGCCGCCACCUUCGCCACCGUCACCCUCGUCCUCCUGUACGCGCGGGGGGUGGAGGAGGGACCCAAAGACUGCGAGCUGGCUCCGGCGAGCCACCACGCGCAGAUACAGCAGCAGGCACAGCCUUCCAGCCUGUGACCGCACAACAGACCUUCCCCCUCGACAUGGGCACUUUACAAGAGCAUGGAGACAUAAAAAUAUACAUGUGAACUAUUUAUUACCGUCUCACUCAGCGUAACAUCAGACCAGCCAUUCCCAGUUUUGAGUCGGAUAUAAAAACUGCUUUAUACAAGCGUUUGUUUUUACUCCAUGUAAAAAGGAAACAAAAUAAGAGGAAAAACAUAUUUAUUUUUAGCAAUGUUUGAAGUUUUGUGCAGACGUGUAAAGGAAACGAUAUUACCUCUAAAUAGAUGGAAAUUGGAUCUGAUUGAUUUGUGAACUUUUAACAGUAGCUUUUAUCUUUAUUUUUAGCAAUCAUUCGCUGAUCUAGACUUGUUACUGAGCCACAAAACUGCUGGUGUGGCUGGGUAGUGUGCAAAAUGUAGGAGUUUAAUAUCCAUGGCGUACAGUUUAUCUUGAAAUGUGUUUAACUCCAUCUGUAUAUAAGAUUGAUUUUGAGUAUGUUUAUUGGAAACCUUUUUUCUGCCUUAUAAGACAGUCAUUUUAUUUUGUAUAAGGUAGCUGAAGCACAUGUCUGUCCCUGAACUGUAUCCUGUGAAGAGUCGGGGGAGCAAAAGGGAACUGCUGUAGCAUGUGAAAGGUGUGCAGAACUUUUUACUUCUCUCUGCUUUCAAACCAAAAACCAUUGCAGCUAUAACCUGUUCCUAACUAAAGCACUAUUAGUCCUCAAGGCACAUGUCCGUAUCAACUGUAGAAAAAAAAAACAAUCUGGUCUGAAGGGCUCUUCAGGGACCGAAUGAAAAGUGUCUGUGAAUCAGGACCGUGGAAGGCAUUUUGUUUUACUGUAUGUCUUGUUUGGUUGCGUGUUGUGUUCUACCAAAUAAUGUGAAGUUUUAUUAUUCUAACUUUACUGUAUUAAAGGCCUAGUCCAGAAGUGGAACAUGGUGCUAUAUGUGGCACUGUCCUCAUCCCACUUAUAUUUUAUGUUAUUUUAGUUUAAUGGAAUCCUUCAUGAUUUUUUUUUUUAUUAUUGUUUUAUUUGAAGCGGUAAAUAAUGUGCAUCUUUAAAGCUUUGUAAAAACAUUAAAAUUGAGGAUACAUAUUUUACAGUAUUUAUGGCAGGAGGAGAGUCUUUAAAGUGCUCAGUUUGGAAUUAUAUGUAUUAAACACUGAAGUGCAGAAAUAGAAAAUGCCAAUCAAUAACAUUUGCUAAAAACCAUGAAUAUGUUAAGGGUACAAGCUUGAGUGGUUGAUGAUAAGAGUCUUCAUAAAAGCAUCUAAAAUGAUAUGAUUGUGUGUGAGUCUAAUAUCAUGCUGGUCUCUAAAUGUGUAUUUGAGUCCAAGAAUCGAUGACAUACUGUACCUAAUCUGGACUGAGGCUUGUAAACAGAUGUAUUUAUUAAUUAAUUUAUGCUAACUCUAUGACGUGUACAAGUACUGUUAACAAGUGGGAGUUGUCGACUUUCUGCGUGCGCACUCCGAAAGACUUUUGUUGCUUUGAAGAAGUCCCCCCAGAUGUUUGUGUCGGCUCCCGUCAAAGCAAAGUUCCACCAAAUGAACUGUGGCGAGCAGGAAGUCACGCCUGCACCAAAGUGUGUACGCUGAAUGUAGCACUCCUGUAUCCACGUGCAGGUGUUCUGUCUGAAAGUGGGGAAUCCUGCUUGACUGUAAUUGUCACUGUUGAUCCCGAAUGCUAUGUUGUGGCGAUAGAAAAGUGAAAGUGUUCAGAUUGCUUCGUCUGUACGAGCUGCUUGUGCUGAACUGUAAACUCAAGCUGUGACUGUUAUCACCAGCUAUUCCGUCUGACGCGAUGAUUGCUGAUGUUGAACGAUGCGACAUGUGCAGGAUGUAACCGUGAAAGCGGGAGAUUGUUUUUGAAGUGACUGGUGAUGUACAGCGUAUAAAUACACAUAACGUAUAUUUUUCAUUCUGAAGUAGUCUUGUAGCGUGGUUCCAUGAACGUCUGAGUUGCAGCAGCUGAUCGUUUUCAGUUAGCGGUUGUACUGAAGACAUUUGAACUGAAAAACUGAUAUUUUUGUGUCAACAAUAUGCUAAUAAAAAGCAUCAUCUGCUCUGA